AUUACGCGCGCCGAACUGCGCAAAACGUUUGCGAGCGUUGCAGCAACAUGUAAUGUGGACGGGUAUAUGCGCACGAACGCGCCACUGCGUGCAUGCACGAAUUUGUUCGGGCAAGUGUCGGUACAUCAAAGAAAUUCGGCUAAGCGCGCGUUUAAAGUUAAGUGAAGUUUGGACGUAGUUGUGCGCAUUCCUGCAACACAAUGAGUGAAAUUGAAUGGAGUCGGGAGAAAACACUGCAAUUAAUUAACAUGUAUGAAACAAAAUCAGAAUUGUGGGACGUGAAAAACAGUAAUUACCAUUUACGAAAUAAAAAACAUGAUGCUUGGAAGAACAUAGCAACAGAAAUGGAAAGCGACGUUGAAGUAAUAAAGGCGAAAGUAGCAUCGUUGCUGUCAUCGAUGAGAAGAGAAAAGGCCAAAAUGAAGAAUUCUACAGGCACGGGGAAAGGUAGAAACGAAAUAUAUAUAAGCAAAUGGUUUGCUUUCGAAGCCUUUAAAUUUUUGUGGGAUAAGGACAGUGUAAAGGGCUCAAUAAAUACAGAAACGGACGAAGAAAGCACUACUGAUGAAACUUUCAACAAUUCAGAAUCGCAAUGUGUAGACAGAGAACCUCAAUCAGUUGUAGCAAAUGAUGAAAUCGAAUCGGGUAGUGUAGUUUCCGUUGGGACAAGUCCUCAAAUCCCAACAGCAAAACGUAAAAUUUUUGUAUCUCCCAAGAAAAUACUUCCGAAACGAAAAUGUGUACAAGAAGAUCCUAAAGUGUCUGCUGCAUACGAUCUGCUUAAGAAGGUCUCAACCACUCCAAAAGACGAGUGUCAUACUUUUGGUCAAUACAUAACAACACAGCUACAAAAAAUGGAUGAACGCACCCGAGCUGUUACAAUACACAAGAUUAAUAACGUUAUAUUUGACGCUGUAAUUGGAAGAUACGAUAAUGGUAGUGGAUCCAAUACAAGAUCCUCGGCAUCUACACCUUCCUCUUCACAUAGUUCCGGAAAUAUUGGGGCCGCCGAUCACCUUUUAUUCAAUGAACAGUAUCAGGAUCCAUUUUCCCAAGACACCCCUCAACCAAGUCCAAACUCACAAUCUCAGGAUUCAUGGGGUGCUGUACAACAUUAUUACAAUACAUUCGCGCCUUAAGCAGUGAUUACAAAUAUUCUCGUUUACAAAUUUUGUUGUGAUGCACACACACACACACCUUUUAUGGAUAACACUACGAAUAAAUGCAAUAUUUCUUACCUUUACGUAGUCUUUCAAUGCGUCACACAAAGCUUGGCACACUUCAGU
This is a messenger RNA of Photinus pyralis (common eastern firefly), 1286 nucleotides long. RefSeq lists its product as uncharacterized. The coding region runs from base 201 to 1139 and encodes 312 amino acids. The transcript is spliced from 3 exons. The record is from RefSeq and is a predicted model, not a curated record. NCBI's taxonomy places the organism in Eukaryota, Metazoa, Arthropoda, Insecta, Coleoptera, Lampyridae.